CCCUGUUCAUGUGCUCUCAUAUAGGAUAUUCAGAUAGGAUCAGUGUUUCCCUGUUUCAACAACAUGAUCCGAACGCUGUGCUUCCUCUUUCUUCUGACCGUGGUUCAAUGUUUGACUCAGGAGACAAUCCUUACAGAAGGGGAGACUGUAACUGUUGUGUGUUAUUCAACCAAGUCAGCCUUAGACAAUGGCGUAUAUUGGUUUCAACAGACAGAAAGGGGGGAUGCAAAUUUUUUGGUUUUCACUGCUAAUACUGGACACGAAAGAAAUAAAAAAGAUAACCGUUUCCAUUCCGCAAGAAGUGGGCGGGGUUACAGAUUAACAUUCAACCUCAAAAAGGAAGAUGCUGGGAUAUACUACUGUUUCCAGACGUCCAACAGUAACAUUGAAUUCGGCACCAGCACAAAGAUUUCAGUGAAACAACCACCACAGGCUGCCCCAACUACACAAGCGGCUGCUAAUACACCAACCCAAGCUGCCACUACGAGAAAGCCGCUCUGUACCUGUCCAGCGAGAGGUGUACAGAGAGAUACCCGACUGUCCUGCGAUGUGUUUAUCUGGGCUCCUCUGUGUGGCGCAGCCGGUUUGCUCCUGCUAAUCCUCAUCGUCACCAUCAUCAUGUGCAGCAAAGUCAGGACGAGGCGAUGCCCUCAUCACUACAAGAAAAGACCACAGAAGGAUAUGAGUGGGAGACCCUCGGUGCCAGACAGAUAUGUUUAACAUUGAGAUCCAGCAUUAGCACAGAGAUCACUGGAUUUACUGAGUUUGUGUGUGGCAUCUGAAAGUGUAAAGAGUGAUAAUGCUGAGAAGUUCUUUGUAUAGUUUGCAUGCUCUCGUCGAGAUCAGCUUCUUUUAUAAACAUGCGUACAGUUGCCUCAAAAUGUUUUUAUAGACACGUCUGUGUGCAUGGAAAAACACACAUUUGUAAGAUUUUAUAGUGUCUGAUUUAAAUUAAUAAAAUAGUUUUCAGAUGAGGGCUUCAUUAGGGCUGUAUAGAUAUACUACUGCUGUAAAUGACACAUAUUGGCUUGAAAUUGAUCAAAGAUACAGUGCAUUUUCACCAGUAAAGGAAUGUCAUAGAUUUCUUGGCUGAUGCAAACAGUGCUACAGUGCGUACGUGAAGUAUCCUCAUUGAUACUGAGUUCAGAACUAGCAAACACUUACAUAGGUGCCUGGAUGUAAAUACUCUGAAACAGCCACAGAAACACAGCAAUGCAAAUGUUUUCAUGAAUGUGUUGUAGGGCUACAGCUUUCUUUUAUAAUUAAUUUGUAUGUAACAAUACCAUGCUCCAGUCCAGCGUAGUAUAGGUUGUAUUACAUUGCAAACACAUUAUCUUUUAGCAUUGUGUGCAUGUGCACAUACUCUGCUUGUUAUUUUGUACAAUUACUACUGCUGAAAAUAAACACAUGCUUUA
Messenger RNA from Polyodon spathula (Mississippi paddlefish), 1415 nucleotides. Its product is annotated as T-cell surface glycoprotein CD8 alpha chain-like. NCBI's taxonomy places the organism in Eukaryota, Metazoa, Chordata, Actinopteri, Acipenseriformes, Polyodontidae. The coding region runs from base 64 to 720 and encodes 218 amino acids. The transcript has 7 exons. The record is from RefSeq and is a predicted model, not a curated record.